UGAAUGUUUCACACUAUCAACUAGAUGGUCUCUCCCUCCACCUACAAAUUCACCUUCCAAUCACAUGCACCUUCCCACCGCACGCACCUUCCCACCGCAUGCAUCACUGAUAUUUAUUCUUUCUCCCUACAAAUUUCAUAACCAACCAGAGAAGCCACGUACUUCAACGGAUAACUUCGGCUCAUUCUAAGGCAAAAAAUCAUGGGUAAUAAUGGAGUGGAAGAGAGGCUUCUGGCAUUGGAAGAAAAUAAUAGUAGUGGUCUAAAAAGCAGGAUUUGGAGGGAAUCGAAGCUGGUAUGGCGGACUGCAUUUCCCACGAUACUUGCAAGAGUCACAGGAUAUGGACUUAUUGUGGUGACGCAAAGUUUUCUUGGACAUGUUAAUGACGUAGAUCUCGCUGCAUAUGCACUUGUUCAAAGCAUUUUUCUGCGUUUUGUCAACGGAAUUCUGCUGGGAAUGUCAAGCGCAACAGAAACAUUAUGUGGGCAAGCAUUUGGAGCUGGGCAUAACCACAUGAUGGGAAUUUACUUGCAAAGAUCAUGGAUAGUCGAUGGUGUAACAGCUACAAUAUUGGUGCCCAUCUUUGUUUUCGCAACACCAAUAUUAAAACUAAUCGGGCAGGAUGAAGAAAUAGCAGAAGCCAGUGAACUUAUAUCUCUAUGGUGGAUUCCCUAUGUCUAUAGCUUUGUCUUUGGUUUGACCAUCCAAAUGUUUCUACAAUCACAGCUCAAAAAUAUGAUAAUUGGGUGGCUAUCUGCUAUUUCUCUUGUUCUUCAUCUGUUUUUAUCGUGGCUGUUUGUGAUCAAACUUGGGUUAGGGGUUGAUGGUGCAAUGGGCUCACUCAAUAUAUCAGCUUGGUUCAUGGUAAUAGGAGAGUUUGUGUAUAUUUUCGGUGGUUGGUGUCAAGAUUCCUGGAAAGGGUUCAGUAAAGCUGCCUUUGCUGAUAUUCUUCCAGUUGUAAAGCUCUCUUUAUCCUCUGGUGUAAUGCUUUGCUUGGAGCUUUGGUACAAUUCAAUCCUAGUGUUAUUAGCAGGUUACUUGAAAGAUGCUACUGUAGCCAUAUCUGCUUUCUCUAUUUGCCUCAAUGUCAGCGCACUUCAAUUUAUGGUCUGCCUCGGCUUCCUAGCAGCUUCAUGUGUGAGGGUCUCAAAUGAACUGGGCAGGGGAAAUGCCGAAGCAGUAAAAUUUUCGAUUAAAGUUAUAACGGCAACUUCAACAAUUUUAGGAGUGAUCUUUUUUGUUCUUUGCCUGGCCUUUGGUCGUCAACUUUCAUAUUUGUUUACUAGUAGUGAGGAAGUUGCAGAAUCGGUAUCAAAUCUAUCUGUCUUUCUUGCUUUCUCCCUUUUACUUAACAGUAUUCAGACAGUGCUCACAGGUGUGACCAUCGGAGCUGGAUUUCAAGGUGUGGUUGCUUAUAUUAACUUGGGAAGCUAUUAUGUGAUCGGAAUUCCAGUGGGAUGCUUGCUUGGAUAUGUCGCCGAUCUUGGAAUUAAGGGUUUGUGGAUUGGAUUAUUGUCGGGCGUAGUAAUACAGACACUUAUUCUUGCCUACUUUGUUUGGAGAACAGAUUGGGAUGAGCAGGUAGACAAGGCAUCCAAACGAAUGAAACAAUGGCUUCUAAAACCAGCAGAAGAUUCUGAAAAUGGAGAUUAACCAAUAAAACUGCCUCUUUCUUGAUUAGGUGUGAACUAGAAUUGAAAUAAUUUUGAUCCCAUGCUUGUAAUUUUGAGAGGAGACUGAAAUCAUCCUUGUUAUCAAUGAUAAGAGGAUGAAUUUUGCUUUAUGUAUCGUGUUUUUCUUGGUUUCAGUUUUAGGAAUAAAAAUUAUCAGACUCAGAAAA
Messenger RNA from Mangifera indica (mango), 1840 nucleotides. RefSeq names its product protein DETOXIFICATION 24-like. Gene Ontology annotation, molecular function: xenobiotic transmembrane transporter activity; antiporter activity. Gene Ontology annotation, cellular component: membrane. Lineage: Eukaryota; Viridiplantae; Streptophyta; Magnoliopsida; Sapindales; Anacardiaceae. The transcript is spliced from 9 exons. The record is from RefSeq and is a predicted model, not a curated record. The coding region runs from base 202 to 1653 and encodes 483 amino acids. Gene Ontology annotation, biological process: xenobiotic detoxification by transmembrane export across the plasma membrane.